Molecule: messenger RNA, 2599 nt
Organism: Amaranthus tricolor (Joseph's coat)
Lineage: Eukaryota; Viridiplantae; Streptophyta; Magnoliopsida; Caryophyllales; Amaranthaceae
Exons: 13
Coding region: 176-2452 (758 amino acids)
Source: RefSeq, a predicted model, not a curated record
AGUGUGAUAAAAACUUUUAGUUGAUUUCAUCAAUACAAAAUGCCCAACUGUAUUUCUCAGCUGUCUUUUCUCCCAUCUUAACUCAAACAACAAUCCUCCAUUUCUCAUUUCACCACCUAAAUUCUCUUUUCUCUUUUCUCUUUUCUCUAUCGAAAAACCCUAAAUUCCAUUAACAAUGGCGACAACAGAAGAAGCUUUCAUGGAGGCGGUAGAUGAAGGUCUUAACCUAGCUAAGAGAAUCUACUUCGGACGAGAUAGAUCAGUCGCACCGCCAAAACCAACACCUCCGAUGUCUAAGUGUCCUAAAUUUUAUCUUCCGACUGCGCCGAUGGUUUACGCGGUUGUUUCUGAUCCAGGAAUCGUUGAUAAUCCUGAUAUUCCGAGUUAUCAACCGUAUGUGUAUGGUAGAUGUGAUCCGCCUGCGUUGAUUCCUCUUCAGAUGAAUAAUGUUUCAAUGGAGGUUGAUUGUUUUUUGGAUACGGUUUUUGUUACUGUAUCUGGUCAAUGGCGAGUUCAUUGUAUCAUGGGAAGUAAGUCCUGUGAUUGCCGACUUGCUGUUCCUAUGGGCGAACAGGGUUCAAUUCUAGGUAUUGAAGUUGAUGUUCCUAGAUUUUCAUAUCAUACUGAAAUGGUUGCCGUGGAAGAUAAAAAGGAUGAGGGAGAGGCAUCAGCGACAAGUGAUGAGUUCUUCCUGAAGCCUGAUAUAUUUUUCUUAACAAUUCCACAGGUUGAUGGUGGAACCAAUCUUUCUAUAAAAGCAAGCUGGUCACAGAAGUUGUUGUAUCAUGAUGGUGAAUUCUCUCUGUGUAUACCGUUCUGUUUUCCUGAAUAUGUGACGCCUGCAAGCAAAAAGAUACCAAAAAGGGAGAAGAUACAGCUAAACGUCCAUCCAGGAGAUGGAAGUGAAGUCUUGUGCAAGACUAUCAGUCACCCUUUGAAGGAACAGAAACGGAAAGUAGAAUGUCUGUCAUUUUCAUACGAGUCAGAUGUCCUUGCGUGGUCAAACACAGAUUUUUGCUUCUCAUAUAUAGUUCCUACAAGUCAUAUAUUUGGCAGUGUGCUUUUGCAAUCGCCAUCUAUCGACGAUAAAGAUCGAAGGGAGAUGUUUUGCAUGCAUAUUCUUCCAGCUAACCAUCAAAGAAAACAGGUUUUUUCCAAGAGUAUUAUUUAUGUUGUUGACACCAGUGCUAGCAUGCAAGGAAAGCCUCUGGAGGCUACCAGAAAAUCUUUGUGCAUAGCGCUCUCAGAGCUUGAUCCAGAUGAUUUUUUCAACAUCAUAGCUUUUAAUGGAGAAAUAUUUUCCUUUUCAUCAACUAUGAAGCGCGCUACGCAAGAAUUAAUUGAAAAAGCCACACGGUGGACAGAUGAUACCCUUGUUGUUGGGGGUGGCACAAAAAUUUCUCUCGCUCUUGACAUGGCGAUUGAUAUGUUAUCAGAAGCACAUAACUCGUUACCAAUGAUUAUCCUUAUUACAGAUGGGUCUGUUGACGAUGAGAGACAUAUAUGUAAUACAACUAAGAGUCGUCUUGCUAAUAUGAAGCCUUUAUGUCCACGCAUACAUACCUUUGGAAUUGGUUUAUAUUGUAAUCAUUAUUUUCUAAGAAUGUUGGCAAUGAUUGGGAAAGGGCAUUAUGAUGCUGCCUAUGAAGCAGAUUUGAUAGAGUCUCGUUUACAGAGACUAAUUACAAGAGCUUCAUCUACUGUAUUUGCAAAUAUAACGUUCGACACAUUUGAUGACAUUGAAAGUGUUGAGGUGCAACCAAUGAAUGUUCCAGAUCUCUCAUCAGAAAUUCCAUUAAUAAUAUCAGGAAGAUAUAACGGGAACUUUCCUGACGUCCUCAAAGCAAGAGGAAUUAUCGCUGAUAUGACAAGCUAUGAGAUGGAUUUAAAGGUCUACAACGCUAAGGCCAUACCUCUAGAGAAAAUAUAUGCUAUGCAGCAAAUCACUAUAUACACAUCUCAAUCAUGGCUUUUGGAAGACAAACAACUCGAAACCAAGGUUGCAGACAUGAGCAUCCAACAUGGCAUUAUUUCUGAGUAUACAUCUAUGGCCUUAUUUGUGACCGAGACCAAGAAAGAAGCAGUAGUUUCUAAGCAGAAGAAACCAUCUAGCAAAAGUGGAUCAGAAAAGGAUGAACCAAAAACCUUGAGACUAAAAGUGUUAAGGAAUAUAGGUAAUAUUGGCUUUGGAAACAUAAAGGCAACCGCUGAAAAUAUCGCUCCAGGUUUUCAUGAACCAAAACCACCAGAAGCGGCUGAAAUUAUCGUGAAGGCAGCCAUGGAUUGUUGUUCACAGAUGUGUGGAUACUGCUGUUGUAUGUGCUGUGUACAGGCGUGUUCAAAGGUCAAUAACCAAUGCGCAAUUGUAUUCACUCAGCUUUGCACAGCUCUUGCCUGUUUCGGUUGCCUUGAAUGCUGUACAGCAAUAUGUUGCAGCGGAAGUGACAAUUGAGGAUUCGGUUCAUAGCUGAUAUUUAAAAGCAAUUAUGUUUAUACCUUUUAGGGGCUUGUGUAAUAGGAUUGUCUCUUAACUGUAAAAAGAAAAAUUACUGAUAUUGUUUUCCUCUGCGAGUAAAUAAAAUUGCAUCUUAAAAGUAUA